Molecule: messenger RNA, 1844 nt
Organism: Mya arenaria
Lineage: Eukaryota; Metazoa; Mollusca; Bivalvia; Myida; Myidae
Product: aplysianin-A-like
Exons: 7
Coding region: 93-1727 (544 amino acids)
Biological process (GO): amino acid catabolic process
Molecular function (GO): polyamine oxidase activity; L-amino-acid oxidase activity
Source: RefSeq, a predicted model, not a curated record
AUGUGCAGUAGUUAUAGCGGCUCUUUUUACGGGUCAAAACAUCAGGGACAUCCAGAGUAAACCUGUGGAAAAUCGCGGUUUAAGUUUGAAAUAUGGCGUUUAAAGGACAGCGUUGUCGCCAUGAGUUGUCUUGCAUCAUCAUCUUUGACCUCCUGUUGAUCUCUGUGACUGGAUUUGUCUUGGACGGUACGAGAGCGGAAGACCUGACUUCAAAACAAACUUGCGAAGAUGUUGCCAUCAUUGGCGCUGGAAUCAGUGGGUCUUAUGCUGCCUGGCGGCUUCGGGACCACAAUCUCAGCAUCUCCGUGUACGAAUAUUCAAACAGGGUCGGAGGUCGGUUCCGGACCAUUCGGUUUCCGAAUUCACCCGAUAUCAACGUGGAACUAGGUGCCAUGAGGUUUUUACCAGCAGCCCAUCAACUUCUUGUAUCUACGAUACAAGACCUUGGUCUAGCGGCGGUUGAAUUCAAGCCGGGAUUUGGCGUCGAAGGAAAAGAUAUUAUGUACAUGCGGGGUCAACAUUUUCAUUCUGGUGACAUCAAAAAGGGUCAUAUACCUUACAAUUUGCAUGAAAACGAGAGAAACCUGGACCUGCAACAUUUCCGGUGGGAAGCACUUUUGAACGGGACAGACUUCCCGGCCAACGGAACCUUCAACGAUUACGCUUUCCUUCACACCCGCACUAAGGAUGGACUGGAACUGUAUAAGCAAAGUGCAAGGGCGGCGUAUUUCACGAUGGGAAUCAGCAAGGAGAUGUCCGACCUCAUUCGCGAUGUGGUAGGUUUUCGCUUCAUGUUUGGUGACGUCUCCUCCUCAAAUGCCGUACCUCUUUCUAACCCUAAUCGCAUCCCAACAGGACCGCGGGUUGUGCAGACCGUCAAAGAGGGUAUGGAGGCAGUCCCGCACACUCUUAUUGACCGAUUUCUCCAAACGAGCCAUAGCCACAAACUUCAUAUAAAUCGUGAAUUAACGGAGGUUAUACGAACAGGAGCGACAUACACGCUCCGGUUCAAAGAAACAGUGACUACCAACGGUAUAACUACAUAUGCAAAAAAUUUUAGAAUGCUGGAAGUUUGCGCGAAAAAAGUAGUAUUAACAGUGCCUCGAUUAGCAUUGUCAAAGGUCACAUUUUCUGGACUAUCAAUAUCUCAUGACUUAAGCGACAGCAUAGAAAACGCUGUGAAAGACGUGCCUGCCUUCAAGAUAUUCCUAGCGUACGACACGCCAUGGUGGAGAACGACCAACGUCACACACGCGGAAACAGAUCUCCCCAACAGACAGGUGUACGACUUCGGAACUUCGGCUCGAUCGAGUACGUCUGUAUUGGCCGCGGCUUACGGAGAUAUGGACAUUGUGAAAUUUUGGCGGGAAGUGCAGUCACGUGGGCCGUUUAUGAACUGUUUGAACGGAAAUGACACAUGCCCUUCGGAAGCAGCGGUAAAGCACGUUACCAACUUCCUGGCAGAAAUAUUUCAAAUUCCAUUGGAAAGUAUUCCCACACCGGUAGAUGGGGCCAUAUCUAUUUGGGAUCAGUUUCCAUUCGGUGGUGGUUGGCACGUUUGGAUGCCAGGAUAUAACUGGGAUGAUGUACGGAGAGAUGUUCUUCAACCAUCACCAACCGACCACGUCUACUUCGCCACCGGAUCGUACGCUCCUGGCGAGACGGAUAGCUGGUCAAACAACGCCCUGGAAACUGUCGAACGGGUUCUCAAGUUGCUAAGUAUUUAAGUGUCAAGGUAUAAACAAAGGAAAUACGACGUCGUCUUCGGUGGACCUGCAUAUAUUGUUCAAAUGAGAUACUUAUACAAUACACACUUUUGUAACCAUUAAAUGAACUUGCUCUUU